AAAUACCUCGACAACUGAUUCAGUUGCUUGUACAACUGAUGUUGAUGCAGGUGUGGGAUCGGUUAAAGCAACAACUAUGUCUUGUUCUACAAAUGCUGAUGAUACAACAACAACAACACCAGUUAACAGCUGCAGUCAAUCUUCAGUGUCUCACAUAACAAUUGGUGCCGAAUAAAACAGUUUGUGGAACAAAUAUCACAAAUCAUUGAAAGAUUAUUUUGAUAUAUACAAUACAUACAUGAGCAUUUAAAGCUCAGAAGAUAUAUAUAUAUAUAUAGCUAUAGCUCUAUGAUUUCUAUAACGAUCUGGACAAUAUAUACAUUGUUGGAAAGAGCUUUAAAAUAUCUUUCAAAUAAGAUAUACUCCAGCCAACUAAAAAGACUCUCAAAAGAUAAUUCAAGCAGUAAUAAUAUUGAUAAAGAAGCUGCUAACGAAAGUAUAAUAAUAAAUUCAACACUUGAAAAAACCAAUAAAUGUACAAUGGAUGAUAAAAGGCUUGAUUGCAUCAACAGCUCAACAGCUGAAGCAAAAGAAAACACAAUUCAGACAAAAUUUACAAGCCCGGCUGCUGCCACACAACACACCACAGAGUCAAUAAUUCCAUGUACAGCCAUACAAAAAUUUAAUCCAAAUAUGCGUUUCAUACGCAAAAGUGUGGAACAAUCGGCACGCAACCUAAACACAAACUAUUUAGAACUUGAGACAGAAUUUCCACGUGAUUAUGAUGAUAACAUUGAAAUGCUGUCCCGCGAGGCGGAACACUUGGAAGAGCAGUUCCGUACACCAACACGAACAACUAGUACAACGGAUUUGACGGCCCAACACAAUUCUUCAACGCCCGGCAGUAUUGCAGCAGUAAGCAGUUGUGAGCCUUUGACACAAGUCAAGCCUAUUGCUAGUACAGAAACAGAGAUUCCUAUAGAUAAUAAUACUGUGUCAAGAUCAACUAAAGAACUCCAAGCUAAAGAAGGUAUUGGCAAUGUAAAACGUGUGGUAUUCAAAGUGGAAGAGAAAUUUGAAGAACCCAAAGAGAUUACAAAUAUAUCAACAUGCUUUGAGUUGGGUGCAAAAGAUACAGCAGCAUCUAUUGAUCUGUUGGCAACCGCAGAAACUUUAGCUGCCGAAACGGUGCAAAUAAAAGAAGCUACCCAGUCUAGCAGCCUUAUACCGAAAUCCUCCUUGACAACUAACUCAAAUGCCACGGCUCUUUCGUCAGCUGCCAGCACUCCUCCUCCGGCCAUAAUAAGCAAACCCUAUAUCAAAGAUGAUGAUGAUGAACCGAUUGCCAUGUCACCAUGUGGUCGCUUUUUUAAAUACGACAAAGAGGUUGGACGUGGCAGUUUUAAAACGGUUUACAGAGGUUUGGAUACAGAGACCGGUGUAGCGGUAGCCUGGUGUGAGCUAUUGGACAAGCAGGUGAAAAAAAGUGAACGUAAACGUUUUCGCGAAGAGGCGGACAUGUUAAAAAAGCUGCAACAUCCCAAUAUUGUGCGUUUCUAUACCUAUUGGGAGUUUACAGUGGCGCGUAGGAAAAAUAUUGUUCUAGUCACGGAACUAAUGCUGUCGGGAACUCUUAAAUCAUAUCUGAAACGUUUCAAGAAAAUAAAUCCAAAGGUGCUCAAGUCUUGGUGUCGUCAAAUUUUAAAGGGUUUACAUUUUUUGCAUACACGCCAGCUGCCCAUAAUACAUCGUGAUCUAAAGUGUGAUAAUAUAUUUAUAACCGGCACCACGGGUAGUGUUAAAAUUGGGGAUUUGGGUUUGGCCACCCUUAAAAAUCGUUCGCAUGCCAAGUCGGUUAUUGGUACACCCGAAUUCAUGGCACCCGAAAUGUAUGAAGAACACUAUGAUGAGUCCGUUGAUGUGUAUGCCUUUGGUAUGUGCAUGUUGGAAAUGGCCGUGUCCGAAUAUCCCUAUAGUGAGUGCAAGGGACCGGCUCAGAUCUACAAGAAAGUUAUAUCGGGCAUUAAACCGGCCGCUCUAAGUAAAGUUGAGGAUCCCAAAGUUCGAGAAAUUAUUGGAAAAUGUAUUGAAUUGAAAAAAGAGGAACGUCCCAGUUGUAAGGAUCUCUUGAAUUCCGAAUUUUUCGAAGAAGACAUUGGCAUUCGUGUAGAACCCACUGCCACCGAGGCUUUCUUUAAUAAUCCCGAUAAUAAUGUUAUAGAGUUUCGCUUAAGAUUUCUGGAUCCCAAAAAACGUUCUUCCAAACACAAAGAAAACGAGGCCAUACAAUUUGAGUUUGAUAUAAAAAAAGAUGAUUGCGAACAAUUGUGUCAUGAUAUGAAGCAGGAUAAUAUCUUAACGGAAGAAGAUGCCAGGGCUGUGGUAAGGCUGUUAAAGGUACAGCUAUACUCCCUGUCCAAGGAACGCAUACAGCGUCAAACGCAAUUGCAAUUACAAAAUGAAAAGUCACGUUUGGAGAAAUUAGCUUUGCAAAAGCAACGACAAUUGCUAACACCAAAUGUGGAAGAAGAGGAGGAGGAAGAAGAAGAUAAUGAGGUUGAUACCGAAGAUGAUGAUGAUGCCAAGAAAAUAAAUCAGCAAGCAGUAGUAACUUUGGCAAGCGAACGCAACUUGGAAAAUGAGGAAACCACCCAACAAAUCAAUCAAACGUUUGUGGCUUAUCAUCAGCAGCAGCAGCAGCCCUUAAUGACUUCUCCCUGUAAUUUUUCGACAAAUCCACAAGAUGUACAGCAGCCGCCCAAUCAAGCAUUAUCAUCGCCCUCUAAAGAACAAUACUAUAAUUCCCAAACAUCACAACAACAGGCGGCAUGGUCAAACACAGCUGCUGGUGGCAUUCAACAGCAAAUAAACUAUGUUGUAACACAACAAACAAAUCAAUCACAGGAACAACUUACGAUUUCCACGUCUUCACAACAAUUUCCUGCGCCUGCACAGCAGCAGUAUACAGCAACACAACAAGCUGGCCAGCAAACACAAAAUUUGACGCAAAUAAAUCAUCAACAAAUGAUGCAGCAAUUUGACGCACAGCAAAUGUCUUUGCCUCAACUUAAUACAACACAACAAAUGCAACAAGAAACUUUAGAUCAACAAACAAUAACAUCACAACCUACCUCUACAAUUCAGCAGCCAAAGCUAGAGGAACCCUCACAAUCACAUCAUCAUUCAGAAGAAAAGUCAGCCAAACCCAAGCCGACUAGACGUUCAACCCGCACUGGCACUGAACGCUUGCCAAAACUAAGCGUGACUGGCAUAGAACACGGCACCCUAAUCAAUUGUCACAUGGAAAACAAACAGAAAACCAUAACCUUUAAAUUUGAUAUACGCGAUGUUAAUCCAGUGGAAGUGGCUGGCAAAUUAAUAGCCCAGGAUUUACUGUCUCAGUGUCAACAUAAUGCCUUCAUAGAAAUAAUUAACGAUAUUAUACAACAAGUUAAAUUGAAUUCCAAUAAAAUUCCGGUUCCUGCUAUUUACAAGAAAAGCAAUAAUGAAAUGCAAGAAGAGAUUUCAAACGAUCUAACGUUAUUAAAUGGAUCUAAUUUAAAUAUUGCUGAAACAUUAAAUAAAACAACAGCUAUGGAGGUUGGUGAUAAUGGGGAUACUGUUGCAAAAAUACAGCAGCAGCAAAAACCAGAUUUAAAUAAUAUUAACAAUAUGGGAGCAUCAACAGCAACUACUAUAACUGAAGGCGGCGGAGGCGGUUACAAUAGCAGCGAUAAUGUGCAGUCUUCAGCAUCUACAUCUCGCAAAGCUAGUACAGCAUCAGAGUACACCUCGUUCUCAUCGGAUUUUACACCCGACAAUACAAUUACACCAACACAAUUUGAACUAAACGAAGGUAUGGAAGGGACAAACAUUGAUAAAUGUAAUGCUAAAGAUAAUGUACAAACUAGCAACAAGGAAAGUACUGAGGAAAUGGAACCGCCUGAUGGAAAUCAAGGCUUACAAUCAAGCAAUGCAACCAAGACUGUAACAAAUCCAACAGCAACUCGAAAAAUAUCUAGAUUUUAUGUUAAUCCUGUGGUAUUGCCAAAUUCCACAGCCACUUUAACAGAAGAGCCAGGCAACAAUACCGAACAAAGCUUAACUACAGCAAAUCCAGUGGAGAAUAAAGAAAAUUCAGAACAAAUUGCCAACAAUAAUAAUGAUGUUGUAACGAAACCACUAGCUGGGGCUGCUAACAGUUCCAGUUCGGUUGGCGGCAAUACAAACAAUUCAUUGGAACAACUUAAAAUUGAAUUGGAGAACAUAACACAUGCGCAAGCCUUUGCCUCGGCUAUUGUGGCUUCUAUUAACAGCGAUCAUGUGCAACAGCAAACAACAACAACAUCUUCCCAGUCACAUACUAGCUUACAGCAAACACCCGAAGAGAAAUCUCUAGCGAAUACAUCCUGUACACCAACUGGUCCAUUGAGCUCUACACGUUCAUCUUCCACCUAUAAUUCCAGAAGAACUUCUCUUGACAAUAGUGUUGGUGGUGGUGCUGGCAAUGAUUUGCUAAAUUUAACAAAUCUUUUAGAAACUAAUGAUUAUCCAAACUUGGAAAAUGAUAUGGCAGAGAGUAAUACACAGCUUAAUCAAAAGCUGUCCAAGCAAAAUAGUUUGGAAAAAACCAUGCAAUCAAAUGAUAAUAACAAUCAACGACAAGCUGCUGGUGGUGGUGGAGCUCUUACGCAAAGUUCAAUAGCAGAUUUGGAGAAAAAAUUGGCUGCCCUAAGGAAUGCUGAAAUACCAGAUGAGCCCAAAAAUCCAUCAACUACUCAAACUCAAGUUGAAGAGGAGCAGCCACCAAGUGGAGGUGGUGGCGUGCGUAAAAUUUCACGCUUUUGUGUCAGCCGCGUUAAGGAGCAAAAAUCUAGCGAAAAUGCCAGCAAUAAGAAAUCAACAAUUGGCAUAGUAACAGCUGCCUCCGAUAUUCCUUCCACUAUAGAUACAACUAGCUUAAUUAAUACGCCUACGGAGCAGUUAACUAAUCCACAACAGUUUCAGUUUCCACAAGAGCCAGCCAACUCAAGUGAGGGAACUGCAUUACCGACCCAAAUACAGCCAGCAGUAUUAGAUUUGCAGCGACAACAAACACAACCAGCAGCUGUUUCAACAGUUCAGCUACAGCAGCAGCCACAACAUCAACUUGUGGAACAGCAUGUUCAGGCAACAACAAUGUUGCAACAACAAAAUAUUCCAACUGCUGGCCCACAAAUUUUAAUGCAAAAUGUACAGCAAUCCCAAAACACAACAACUACACCACUAAAUCAACAAAAACCAGCAGCUGCUUCGGCGGUUCCCGUCGAGACGCCAAAGCAAAAUUUACAGCAGCCACAACAUACUCCCUCAUUAACACUACCACAGCAAACCAGUCUGCAGACACUGCAAAAAAAUCUGGUCCAGCCAACAUUAUUACCACAAAACUCUGCAGCCACCUACAUUAUCCAACAGCCUGCUCUAAAACAUACAGCAAUGGUAAAUCCAGUUUAUAACCAGCAAUCCCAGAUUCAAACCACUAAUCAGCAACAGCAGCAGCAACAGCCAGUUUAUAUGCUCGGCGAUUCAGUUGAAAAUUCUAUACAAAUCUGCAAAAUGCCUCAGGAAGAACCCGUAUCCUUAGCAGCCACCCAUCCCAAUCUACUACCAACCGUCAUACAAUCGGAUAUAAAACAUAAUCUAGACUGUUUGGUCAACCAGCUGUGCAGUUUACGUUUGGGAACAAAUCAACAUCAACGCCUCUUACUCUUAAGACAGCGUCAGCUAAUCGAAGAAGAUGAAUUAAGAUUAAAGCAUUACGUUGAAUAUGAGAACUUUCAAAAGGCCAUGCGUCAAUCGAAUGAUGUGGCAACUCAACAGCCGCCGCCUCUUUUGUAUAUCCAGCCAUCUGCUGGUGCUGGUGGUCCACAUCAACAACAAGGUUUUAUUAAUUUCACUGGCAGUUUUCUGCAUAAUAAUACCGGGCAAUCAUCGGCUCACCAUCAACAGCAAAUUGUCAAUACCAACUCACAGACAGCUGCCAUGUCAGCCGCAGCUCAAGGUUAUACGGUUAUGUUUAAUCCUCAGUUAACUAUGCCAACAACACAAAUGCAACAGCAUUCAGCAAAUUUGCAGCAGCAAAUUACCAGCUCGCCCUAUACUAUCUUAACAAAUCUAAAUAUGCAACAGCAGCAGCAGCAACACCAACAACACCAACUACAGGCUGCUGCUGCUGCUCCUGCUCUUAAACAAUUGCAAACGACAAGUUCAGCUUUACAACAACAAAGUUCAGCAGAUUCUUCACAUAACCAACAGUUAGUUAAUCAGAAUACAAUUAAAACAAUCGAUUAUAAUCAGGGACCGUAAAUAAUAGUUUGAAAUGGAAAAACUCUCUAUGUUACGAGUCAACGGAGACCUAUACUGUUAUAUAGCAAUAGAUUCGUAUUGACGUGCUCUUUCUGAAUCACUUAACAGUUAUUAUUCAAUGUAAAACUAAAAGUUCGCCUCAAACUCUUCAGAAAACAAAAUUCAUUUGAGGAGUUUUAUUUUUUCCCCUUAAAAAAUAAAACUCAUUUGAGGAGUUUUAUUUUUCUCUUCAGAAAAUAAAACUCAUUUGAGGAAUUUUAUUUUUCUCUUCAGAAAAUAAAACUCAUUUGGGGAGUUUUAUUUUUCCAAGUCAGAAAAAAAAUCAUUUGAGGAGUUUUAUUUUUCCAAGUCAGAAAAUAAAACUCAUUUGAGGAGUUUUAUUUUUCCCGAUAGAAAAAAUAAAUCAUUUAAGGAUUUUUUUCCCCAGAUAAUAAAACUCAUUUGAGGAGUUUUAUUUUUUUUCGUCAGAAAAAAAAUCAUUUGAGGAGUUUUAUUUUUCUGGAGGAAAAAAUAAAACUAAUUUGAGGAGUUUUAUUUUUCCCCCUUAAAAUAAAACUGAUUUGAAGAGUUUUAUUUUUCCCCCUCGGAAAAUAAAACUCUAAUGAGGAGUUUUAUUUUUCCAGUGAGAAAAAAAAUAUUUAAGGAGUUUUAUUUUUCCCCCUCAGAAAAUAAAACUCAUUUGAGGAGUUUUAUUUUUCCCGUCAGAAAAAAACUUAUUUGAGGAGUUUUUUUUCCCCUCAGAAAAUAAAACUUAUUGAGGAGUUUUAUUUUUCCCGUCAGAAAAUAAAACUCAUUUGAGGAGUUUUAUUUUUCCCGUUAGAAAAAAAAACUCAUUUGAGGAGUUUUAUUUUUCCCCUUCAGAAAAUAAAACUCUGAUGAGGAGUUUUAUUUUUCCUGUCAGAAAAUAAAACUCAUUUAGGAGUUUUUUCCCCUAAAACUCAUUUGAGGAGUUUUAUUUAUCACACACAAGCUUUAGGUGUCAAUUUGAAGAGUUUUAUUUUCUGACGGGAAAAAUAAAACUCGUAAAAUUAGUUUUUUUUCAAGAUUUUCAUGACUGUUUUAGAAGGAUUUUUAUUUUUAAAUUUUAUUCAUUGUAGUGAUCUGAACAGCUACAAGCUUUAGGUGUCAAGUUACAUAAACAAUUUUUGGAUAAAUAAAACUCCUGAAAUGUGUUUUAUUUUCUGAGCAGAAAAAUAAAACUCCUCAAAUGAGUUUUUUUUUAUGGCGGAAAAAUUAGUUUUUUUUUUCUGACGAAAAAAUAAAACUCCUGAAAUGAGUUUUAUUUUCUAAAAUAAAACUCAUUUUUUUAUGAAUUUUUUAAGGGUUUCAUAACAGUUUUAGAUGGAUUUUUAUUUUUAAAUCUUAUUCAUUGUAAUGAUCUGAACAGCUACAAGCUUUAGGUGUCAAGUUACAUAAACAAUUUUUGGAUAAAUAAAACUUCUGAAAAGAGUUUUAUUUUCUGAGGAGAAAAAUAAAACUCCUCAGCAGCUGCAAGCUUUAGGUGUCAAGUUACAUAUAAAAAUUUUGGAUAAAUAAAACUCCUGAAAUGAGGAGUAACACUUAUAAGCGUUACGGUUCCUGAUUAAAACACAGAGAAUAUUUUCACCAAAAAUGCUGUAUAUCAAGUAAAUACAAAAUAUGCGAUAUUUAAAAAAAUUAUGCAAAUGAUGUAUGUAUAUUUGCAUUGCUCUAUAGUUAGAUUUAAAUGUGUAUUAAGAAAUAAGAUUAUUUAAUAACCUAAAAAAUUAAUUUAUAAAAAAAAAAAUAAAAAAAAUAUUUGUUUAGUAUGUAAAAUUUCUAGUUAUUAUCUACAUAAAUAUUUCAUUAUUACAUUUUUAACAAAAUAAUUUUUCAUUUUAAUUCAAAACUAUGUUCACUUUAAUGCCUUGAAUGAGCAGUGUUAAAUUUUUAUUUAGAAUUUUCGGAAUACAUCCAUUUAUUUAUUCAUUUAUUUUUUUUUUUUUUUGAUUAUACCAAGUUAUAUAAAAAGCCUAUAAGGCCAAUAAUAAAUACCUAUACAUAUAUUGCAAAUGUAAAUUCCUGAAUACAAUUCAAUAUACAUAAUUAUUAUAAAUAACAAUAACCAACUUAAAUUUAAUAUUAAUAAAUUAUAAAUUAAUAAUUAAUAAUAAAUAAAAUGGCUCCCCAGUCGAAUAAUGAAGAAAA
Molecule: messenger RNA, 8451 nt
Organism: Calliphora vicina (urban bluebottle blowfly)
Lineage: Eukaryota; Metazoa; Arthropoda; Insecta; Diptera; Calliphoridae
Product: serine/threonine-protein kinase Wnk-like
Exons: 2
Coding region: 289-6285 (1998 amino acids)
Biological process (GO): monoatomic ion homeostasis; intracellular signal transduction; positive regulation of potassium ion import across plasma membrane
Cellular component (GO): cytoplasm
Molecular function (GO): potassium channel inhibitor activity; ATP binding; protein serine/threonine kinase activity
Source: RefSeq, a predicted model, not a curated record